AUGGCCUUUAAAAACGGACUAAGUGAACGUCUCGAUGAGCUCCGAUUUCCCUCUCCCCGCUCGCCUCCAUCGUCAGAGGCGCCCUUCCCUGGCUACUCGUCGCUUUCCCCAAGCCAUUCGAGUUUCGUUUCAGCCUUCCCGAGGCCCUCGAGCGACGUUCGUUCAAAUCUUCAACGUCGUUUUACAACCGAUGCAAGCAAGCUCUCCUCUUGGAGUUACAUGAACAAUGUCGGUCCCGCUCCUCAGAUGCCCGAUGCGCUAGAUCUGCUCUCCUCGCUUGAACUACCACUCAUUGAUCUCCAGUUUGAAAAGAAGCGGCAACACAUUGAGUACAUGCGUGAGCAAAAGCGGAGGUUUGAGGAAGACAUGAAGCUCCUUGACUUGCAACACGAGAGAGAGCAGUUGGAAAUGAAUCAAUUAGCUAAGGAUCUUGCCAAAGCUGGUAUUUCCGGACCGGUCAGCGAGCCCACGACUCCCCCAGAGUAUCGUGACAACGGCUUUCCAGGAGCCUUUUCUCGCCCGACUCGCUUUUCAACUUCCAGUGUCACCUCAUCUCCGGGUUUCUUCAACGUCUUUGCUUCCUCAGUCACCAGUCCUCCAAGUCAGUUGAAUCGCGACUCAGCUCAGACCCCAACAAAUCGCUUCGCCGUUCAUUCUGUCCCAGGAUCUCGUAGAAACUCCGAGAAGGAGGAUUUUGGAAACGAGCCCACAUCUCCCUUCCGUCCAGGGCCCUCCAUUCAUCGUUACUCCAUGCCCACCUCUGGAUUCAACAGUUCCUCUGCUCUUGAGACCUUCAACACGGCCAAGUAUCUCCUCCACAGCGACGCCGACCGGUCAAUUCUGAAGGACGAAGACAGGAUUCCUACUCCCGACAUCAAGAGCUACCUCAAGUUGACUGAACCAGACGACAAAUUUCCCACUCUAUCCCGUAGAGACGGCUCGAGCCUUCUCUCUGCGAAUUCGGACGCUUUAGAUCUCGCCAACUCCAAGACGCCUAACCCCGAAUCUUGGAAUACUCAUAGCCGCCACCGUACUUCACAUCAGAGUAUGCCCCAGAACGCCCUGAGCAUGUAUCGUCUGGGUCAUAUCAACGGUUCUGCGGACGAAUCCCACCACUCUGCUGCCCAUAACAGACACGCUUCGAGACCCUCUUCGGAAGUCAAGGUGCUCUACUCCACUGACGGCAACCAUGAGUCUAGUACUCCUACUGCAUCUGGCCGGCCUGUUCCUCUGCAAUCCUCAUACUCAACCAAUGAUCUGCCAACAGUCAAGGGUGAAGGCUUUGAUCCCGCGAUUACCCCUCCAAAGAAGCACGCUGAGCAAUAUCACCAGCACAACUCCAGCUUAGGUAGAAUUCCUGCCGGCGCUGUCACUCCUCGUCAGCAGAAAGAUUCUCCUGAGCGUGAGGAAGCCAAGCCGUAUCCACCUAGAUCGCAGCCUACGGCCUUGCAGCCUAGUGCUCCUCCAUUCGGACCUCAACUCGGCGUAGCGACCUCUGGUCAUGCCACAAUGCCGCAGGCUCCACUGACCAGCUACCAUACUCAGUACUAUUACGGUGCGCCGCAAUUCAUGCCGCCCGUGCCGGUCAAUGCGCAGUACAACCCCCCGCCCUCGUUCGCGCCCAACCAGUAUUACGGAAAUUCCGCCUACCGUCUUGCAGACAAUCAGGCUAAACCUGCGGGAUCACGCAGGAACGCGGACGGGGACUCGACUCAGCUCUCUCGUUUCCCAAACAAUCCCAUUGAAGAUUAUCGCGGCGAGAUUUAUGGCCUCUGCAAGGACCAACAUGGCUGUAGGUAUCUACAGCGGAAACUGGAGGAGCGCAAUGCGGACCAUCUUCAGAUGAUCUUUGAGGAGACACAUCGCUACGUAGUUGAACUCAUGACUGAUCCCUUUGGGAACUACCUAUGCCAGAAGCUGCUCGAGUACUCAAAUGACGAACAACGUACCGCUUUAAUUAACAACGCCGCGCCACAACUUGUUAAGAUUGCACUGAAUCAACAUGGUACCAGAGCUUUACAAAAGAUGAUCGAGUCCAUCUCCACGACCGAGCAGACACAGGCGGUAAUUUACGCGUUGAAGGACCAUGUUGUGGAGCUAGUUCAGGACCUGAAUGGCAAUCAUGUCAUCCAAAAGUGCCUGAAUCACCUCACUGCGGAACAGUCUCAGUUCAUCUACGAUGCAGUCGGCGCCCAGUGUGUGAAGGUUGGCACCCAUCGGCAUGGGUGCUGCGUUCUUCAGCGCUGCAUAGACCAUGCGUCGGGCGAUCAGCGGGCAGGCUUGAUCGAGCAAAUAACAAACAAUGCCUUCGACCUUGUGAUCGAUCCCUUUGGAAAUUACGUUGUUCAGUAUAUCCUCGACCUUGCUGAAGGCCACUUCACGGAUCCUCUCUGCCACGCGUUCCUUGGGAGAAUUCCUGCUUUGUCAAGGCAGAAGUUCAGCUCGAAUGUCAUCGAGAAAUGUCUACGAACAGCGGAGCCAGGAAUGCGCCGGCGCAUGAUUGACGAAAUGCUAACUGGUGGCGAACUGGAUAGACUGCUUCGCGAUGGUUACGCGAACUACGUUGUCCAGACUGCCAUAGACUUUGCUGAUCCUGAGACUCGCAUCCGCGUUGUUAAAGCCGUCGAACCCAUCCUACCUUCAAUUCGCAACACCCCGCACGGGCGCCGCAUUGCGAGCAAGAUAGCGGCAGAUAACUCCGGCAGGAGCAGCGCUGCGACUAGUGGCCAAGCAACGCCGAACGAAAUGAACUCGGUCCAACUUCCCCCAGGCCCAUUGCAGACGUCUCACAAGACAACAUCUGUGUAUCAACAUUCCUCUUAUUCUGUUUCUGGCGCGCAAUUUGGAAAUCAGAUCUUCGUCCCGACGGCUGGUGCCGGUCCUAACUCGAACGCACUGUCUGGUGCUGGCGAGAACUCCUCUGGUGUCUAUAAUGCCGCCGGGUUCCAGCAGCCGAAUAGCAAUCUCGGCGCCCAACCACAGUACGCUUCGUACUUCCACUGA
Aspergillus mulundensis is the source of this 3003-nucleotide messenger RNA. RefSeq names its product putative RNA-binding protein. Gene Ontology annotation, biological process: post-transcriptional regulation of gene expression. Gene Ontology annotation, cellular component: cytoplasm. The record is from RefSeq and is a predicted model, not a curated record. The transcript is spliced from 5 exons. Gene Ontology annotation, molecular function: mRNA binding. NCBI's taxonomy places the organism in Eukaryota, Fungi, Ascomycota, Eurotiomycetes, Eurotiales, Aspergillaceae. The coding region runs from base 1 to 3003 and encodes 1000 amino acids.